Messenger RNA from Adineta ricciae, 1104 nucleotides. Lineage: Eukaryota; Metazoa; Rotifera; Eurotatoria; Adinetida; Adinetidae. The record is from the annotation of a GenBank genome assembly.
AUGGCACCGAGAACAGGCAAAAGCGCUCGCGUUUCGCGCUCAUCGCGCGCGGGAAUCAUCUUUCCAGUCGCUCGUAUGCAUCGAUAUUUAAAAUCGGCUCCGUUAGCUACAAAUCGUGUUACGAAAAGUGCGGCAGUUUAUUUAGCCGCAGUUGCCGAGUACCUUGUCGCUGAACUUCUCGAACUGAGUGGCAAUGCCGCCAGAGACAACCGGCGAACUCGAAUUAUCCCACGGCAUGUUUUUCUCGCUGUCGCAACCGAUGAAGAACUGAACAAACUACUUCAUAGUUGCGUCAUUCCUGAGGGUGGUGUUCUUCCAUCUAUCCUUUCGCUUAAGGAUCCGACAAAGACUGGCAGUAAUUCGAACCAAUCGUCCUUCAGUUCAUUGCAGAAUUCUACAGCAGCGGCAACAACGAAAAAAGCUGCGACAAAAGGAAAAACUGCGAAACGUACUACAGCGAAACCGGCGUUGACUAAGGGUGGCUUAGGAAGUUUUACUGUUUUGGGUACUCCGAAAUCCAAAGCGGCUGCACUGAAAGGCACUGCGAUAACAACGCUCUCGGAACGUGUUCUUAAUCGAGGACAAAAGGCAUGCAAUAUUAUUAAUAUUACUGCUGAUGCAAUUGUUCAUCCAACGAACAGUUCACUUAGUCUAGGUGGUGAAGUUGGUCAUGCUUUGGGAGCUGCUGGAGGACGAGAAUUAAAAGAAGCUUUGUCCGAAGCAGCAAAAACGAAAUCAUUAACCCAGACAAGUGAUGUGACUAUCACCGAUGCACCUAAUCUAUCUGCAACACAUUUGAUUCACGUUAAUUCGCCAACAUGGAAUGCAGCAAGUCAAGCCGAGUGUAUUGCUGAUCUUGACAAAGCUGCAUUAAACAUUCUUAACCUUGCCGAAGAACAAGGCCUUACAUCGGUUGCGAUACCGAGCAUUAGUAGUGGAAAUGCUGGAUUUCCAAAACAAACUGCUGCGCAAACAAUUCUUGCUGCAUUAUCGAAAUUUUUUCGUCAAAAUGCAACAACAAAAAUCCAACAGGUUUUCUUUGUUCUCUACGAUGCCGAAAGUGUGAAUGUUUAUACGACUGAACUUCAACGUAUGGUUGAAUAA